Messenger RNA from Ostrea edulis (European flat oyster), 1739 nucleotides. RefSeq names its product SCO-spondin-like. The transcript has 11 exons. The coding region runs from base 56 to 1705 and encodes 549 amino acids. Gene Ontology annotation, cellular component: cell periphery. Lineage: Eukaryota; Metazoa; Mollusca; Bivalvia; Ostreida; Ostreidae. The record is from RefSeq and is a predicted model, not a curated record.
UAGAUAACAAUCCCAUGAACGUGUUACUUUAUCGGGGAGAGUCCUCUACGACAACAUGGCCCAGCCGUUUACUCUUCUUUUACCUGGCCUUAUAUGUUUUAUGCAGAUGAAUCAAGUGAUACCAACGAUAUGCCACGGAUGUAAUACGGACCAGGAUUGUUCUGGGAGAUAUUGUCUUUCAUCACAGCAGUAUGUGAUUUGUAAAUACCGCACCGAUCUGUUUUUCAGGGAACAUUGCUGCGUUUGCACAAGUGAGACAUGUUCUAGUGAUUCCGACUGUUCUACCCAUACAUGUCGCAGCGGGUACGUGUCUAAGUGUAACUCCAACCAUCAGUGUCACUGCAGUCUCAGGAAUCACUGCUCAACUGUAUCAGACUGUGCCAAUCACACUUGUCUCCAUGGUUACCAGGUUACCUGUUCUCAACAUACGUGUACAUGUCAGAGGGCAACGCACGUUUCCACAUGUUCAAGUGACGGUGAUUGUUCUGAUAACGUGUGUGCAAGGAGAACCGUGCCCUACUGCAGAACCGUAUUAUUGGAUGGACAAUGUGAUUGUACAGAGUGCCGUUUGGAUAGUGAUUGUCACCAGGUCUGUAGACAUGGAUACACCAGGAAAUGCCUGAGAAACACUUGUGAAUGUUCGCACGACGGUGUCUCUACACACUGCUCUAAGAACAGCGAAUGCGCAAGUCACCACUGCACUUCCGGUUAUACUUCUGUAUGUUCGUUGUCGUCUCACUCUUGCAAAUGUGAACCCAUAUGUAAUAACCACACUGACUGUGCACAUAUGUUAUGUCACAGAGCUGACCCUGUUUGUAUGCCAGCCCAGAACAACUCUAAAACAUGCAUCUGCAAAACUUCCUGUUCACAACAUAACGAAUGCGCAAACCAUCGCUGUUCCUCGUUUUAUCGACCAAUUUGUAACUCCGGACAAUGUAUAUGUAGGCACCGUUGCACGGGGGAUUCAUACUGUUCCAUACAUUUCCAUUGUAGCAGAGGAAAGAAGCCACAUUGUUCCUCUUAUUUAGGGAAUGCCUGUGUUUGUGAAGAGUGUGCUUAUGAUACAGAGUGCUCUCGACUUCAGUGUGCUUCCGGUUAUUCGGCAAAGUGCGCUAACAAUACUUGUGCUUGUAAAGCGAAUCCUGUGGAUGGUGGAUGGUCGAACUGGGGACCAUGGUCAUUUUGCAGUGUUACUUGCGGGAGUGGAAAUCAAACACGUGUACGUUCCUGUACGCACCCAGCACCCAUACAUGGUGGGAAAACGUGCACAGGAGAUUCCGUUCGAAUAAAUCAAUGCAAUAAUAAUUCCUGUCAAGUGGAUGGUGGAUGGUCAAGUUGGAUGCCAUGGUCCACUUGUUCAGUAUCAUGUGGAAGUGGAGUACAGACACGCGCUCACUCGUGUAAUAACCCUACUCCUAUCAAUGGUGGAAGAAACUGCGUUGGAGACCUCUAUACCACACGAACCUGUGCCACAGUACCUUGUACAGGAUUAGUGUGUCCAACCUGUGAUGAGAAUCUAAGUUGUACUUUCAACAACACAUGUGAUGCCACAGAAACAUGCAUGAUCCGAUCGUAUCACCAUACUAAAUUUACCGUCCAUUGCUCAAAGAAAGAAGAUUGCUCCUUUGAAAAAUCUAUUCUGCCUACGAGUGAAAUAUUUUGUUGUGAUGAUCGUGACUGCAUUCGGCGAUAUCUUGGAGUUUGAAAGUAUUAAUAAACCACAAAAAUAUGGUAUAUUA